GGGGGGGGCCGCCGCCCCGCCCCCUCCGACCCCCCCCGCCCUGCGCGCGCGGAGCCGCCUCAGCCGAGCCUCUCAAAGAUGGACAUAGAAGAUUGCAACGGCCGCUCAUACAUCUCUGGUAGCGGGGACUCAUCUCUGGAGAAGGAGUUCUGCGGGGGCACCACAGUGGGGCCUGCAGUGAGCACCCCAAACAGCCAGCACUCUUCCCCCAGCCGUUCGCUCAGUGCCAAUUCGAUCAAGGUGGAGAUGUACAGCGAUGAGGAGGCCAGCCAGCUGCUGGGUCCCGAGGAGCCGCUGCUGGACAAGGAGGGCAGCGUGAUCGUGGACGACUCGCUGUCCGAGCCGCUGGGCUACUGCGACGGGAGCGGGCCCGAGCCCCACUCCCCGGGCGGCAUCCGCCUGCCCAACGGGAAGCUCAAGUGCGACGUGUGUGGCAUGGUCUGCAUCGGCCCCAACGUGCUCAUGGUGCACAAGCGCAGCCACACCGGCGAGCGGCCCUUCCACUGUAACCAGUGCGGAGCCUCCUUCACCCAGAAAGGGAACCUGCUGCGGCACAUCAAGCUGCACUCCGGGGAGAAGCCCUUCAAGUGCCCCUUCUGUAACUACGCCUGCCGGCGCCGCGACGCCCUCACCGGCCACCUGCGCACGCACAGCGUGUCCUCCCCGACGGUCGGCAAACCCUACAAAUGCAACUACUGCGGGCGCAGCUACAAGCAGCAGAGCACGCUGGAGGAGCACAAGGAGCGCUGCCACAACUACCUGCAGAGCCUCAGCAUGGACGGUCAGCCGCUGGGCGGCCAGCCAGGCGAGGAGAUGCGGGAGCUGGAGAUGGGGUCCGACUCCGUGCUGCACCCGUCCUCCGAGCGGCCGGUGUUCAUCGACCGACUGACCAACAGCCUGACCAAGCGCAAACGCUCCACCCCGCAGAAGUUCGUAGGAGACAAGCAACUCCGCUUCAGCCUCUCCGACCUCCCGUUUGACGUGGGCGGCGGCGGGGGCGGCUAUGAGAAGGACGUGGAGCUGGUGGGCCACCCGGCGCUGGAGCCGGGCUUCGGGGGCUCCCUGGCCUUCAUGGGAGCCGAGCACCUGCGGCCCCUCCGCCUGCCGCCCGCCAACUGCAUCUCGGAGCUGACGCCCGUCAUCAGCUCGGUGUACACCCAGCUGCCGGCCCUGCCCGGGCGGCUGGAGCUGCCGGGGCCCCGGGAGCCGGGCGAGGGCCACGAGGACCUGCCCGACGGGGGCCCGCCGCCGCCGCCGCCGCCGCCCCCGCAGCCCCCGCCGCCGCUCCUCUACCGGCCGCGGGGCGGCCCGCCCGGCUCCCCCGGCGCCUCGCCCAACGGCUGCCAGGACUCCAGCGAGGCGGAGAGCGAGGCGGAGGAGCGGCCCGGGCCGGCGGCGGGGCCCGCUCCCAAUCCCGCUCCCGGUCCCGGUCCCGGUCCCGGUCCCGGUCCCGCCGCCGGCCCCGCGCCCCCGGCCCGGCCCAGCCCCGCCUACGCCAACGCCAACCACGCCCACAAGGAGGACGGCAAGCUGGGGCUGGGGCUGGGCCUGGGGAUGGGGCUGGGCCUGGGCGAGGCGGGGCUGGGCCGGGGCGGAGCGGCCCCCGGCCCGGCCCGGGAGAGCCUGCGCGUGGUGGGCGAGGACGGCGAGCCCGUGCGGGCCUUCCGCUGCGACCACUGCCGCAUCCUCUUCCUGGACCACGUCAUGUUCACCAUCCACAUGGGCUGCCACGGCUUCCGGGACCCUUUCGAGUGCAACAUCUGCGGCCACCACAGCCGCGAUCGCUACGAGUUCUCCUCCCACAUCGUGCGCGGCGAGCACAAGGUGGGCUAGCGCGGACAGGCCUUCUCCCCCUUCUCCCUCUCCCUACACACACACACACACUCGGUCCACCCCUCGGGGUCUCCCCGGCGGCCCGUCCCCCCCCCAUACACACACA
This is a messenger RNA of Ornithorhynchus anatinus (platypus), 1939 nucleotides long. It is a transcript of the gene IKZF4, whose product is annotated as IKAROS family zinc finger 4. NCBI's taxonomy places the organism in Eukaryota, Metazoa, Chordata, Mammalia, Monotremata, Ornithorhynchidae. Gene Ontology annotation, molecular function: DNA-binding transcription factor activity; RNA polymerase II cis-regulatory region sequence-specific DNA binding. Gene Ontology annotation, biological process: regulation of transcription by RNA polymerase II. Bases 79 to 1833 code for a protein of 584 amino acids. The transcript has 8 exons. The record is from RefSeq and is a predicted model, not a curated record.